AUGGAUUUUGUCACUGAGCUACCUGAGUCCGAUCCUGGAAAUACCUACUUGUUGCUGUUCCAAGAUCAAUUCUCAAGAUACGUCAUGUGUAAACCCAUGCGGAAUACCGAAGCCCAAGAUGUUGCUGAGGCAUAUGAAGAGAGCGUAUUCAGAAGAUUUGGGGCGGGUUCAAUGAUCAGACAUGACCAGGAGCCUCGCUUCAUGAGCAAGGUCUUCGCUAGAUUCAGAGACCUUCUGAAGAGCAAGCAGCGCGGGACGCUAGGAUACCGGCCUCAGGCUAAUGGACAGCAAGAACGCUCAGUCGAAAAUGCGAAGAGUCAGAGCAGUGACUGGGACGAGCAUGCAGAACGUCUCAUGUUCGCUUUUAAUACCUCGUUCGACGCUGCAAGAUUGGACACUCCGUUUUACCUGGUCCAUGGCUGGGCGCCUAGGGAACCAUAUCUGCGAUGCUGGGCCCGAAACCAUCCACAGUCCAAGAGAGAACGGCCUUGGAGUGGCGUCGGAAGAUGCAACGGGACUAUAGCUACGCUCUUGCUUGUGCUGAAGAAUUACAAAAGAAGGCAAAGCGUGCGAGAUCUGCCGCUCAGACUCAGAGAACUCUCGGAUCGUGUAAAGGCGGGUUUCGAGGCAGGUGAUUCUGUAUGGUUGUAUAUUCCCAACGUCCGCACAGGAUUGAGCCGCAAUUUAACUCACCUGUGGCACGGACCUUUCCGAAUCGAUGAAAUUCAUGACGAUUCCAGAUUGGGAAUCAGACACUGCCCAGAGUAUGAAGUUGAAGAGAUCUUAGAUCUCAGGUGGAUCAAACGUACAAGGACGUCUAAGCGUUCUCGGGAAUAUCUGAUCAAGUGGAAAAACUACCCAGAUCUAGAGUGGAUACCUCUAGCCCAACUUAAUUGUGGGACAUUACUAUACGAGUUCGACCAGGGUGCUAAGCCGAGAGCACGUUUCCAAGCUAUGCAAGCUGGGGACGAUCACCCUGGGAACUAG
Phytophthora megakarya is the source of this 987-nucleotide messenger RNA. The record is from the annotation of a GenBank genome assembly. NCBI's taxonomy places the organism in Eukaryota, Oomycota, Peronosporomycetes, Peronosporales, Peronosporaceae.